GCGAUAGCCCGGUCGGCCACACGCAUGGAUAGCGAGGAUGAUGAUGGGUAGCACCCAUGGCCCGAGAGUUUGGACGCAGGGGACUGCUGACUGCUCGGCCUGAGGACACGCGAGUCGUCGUCGUCGUCGUCGUCGUCGUGGCAAGUGGCCGCGGCUGGCCGAAGGAAAUUGGCAGCCCGUCCGUGCCAGAGGAACAUCGGAGGCUGCCAAUUCGGGAGUUGUGAAGGUGGCGGGAGGGGCUGGAUUCGGAAGAUCUUGCAAGAGCCCCGAAAUGUCGUCGAGGAUGCCGACUCCAGGCCGCGUUGCGGGAGCUGACAUCGAGCCAGGGAUGCAGUUGGCAGUGUCGCUGUCGCUGUCGAAAGUCGAUGAGCCCGAGCUGCCGAGCUGCUCGCUGUCGGAGAGGUCCUGGGCCGAGUAGGUCGGCGUGAGUAUCGCUCACAUUGUCCAGAGUUUCGCAAUUUGCUCGGGCGUUGUCGCGCAUCGAGUCGACUCAUUUCUUCUCUCCAUCUUCGGGGCUGUUAAACGAGGGGAAUGGACCCAGCUUCUCCCUAUGGCUCAGCUGCCAGUCCAGUAUGGUUUGUUUCAUUCCUUCGUUUCUCCGGCCACCCGAUUUGCGCCUCCUAAUUGGGCUCUCUAUCUCACGAGCACCAGAAGCACUCUUUCCAACUUCAUAUCGUCUCCGUAUCUGCAAAUGUCGUCGAUCCCUUUCGAAAGACGGUUUUCUGUAAGACACGCCGGAAGCUCGCAGAUUCCACUUAUCAAUGGCACUAAAUUGUCUUUGAGCUUUUCCGAUUCUUCUGUGCGUGUGGCGCCCAAAGGAGACAGUAAACUGGGCACAACAUCGAGUGACGUUGUGCAUCUUAGCAGCAGAACUCUUUCUAGUCUGAGCAGGUACAGAAGUUGGGGUUUUUCUCAGAAUCUGCUGUAUAGCAAAGCAGAUGCAGGGCUAGUGAAGUCAUCAUCCAUGAAUCUAGCUCAAUUUGGACAGUGCUCGAACGGCACACAACUAUGGUGUCCCGAUUCAAUUCCGCGUUUAUGUGACGGGCACAAUGCACCUGUCGCCAGGUUCUCACAAAGCAAAGAGGGCAUCAAUUCAUGCUUUACAUCGAGGAGAAGUGUAUCUGCGGUCAGAACCUCAAGAUUUCCUAUUUCCGAGUUUUGUUUGUCGUAUCACAGACAGCCGGCAUUGAGUUCGAUGUAUAUCACGACCAAUGCAUGGUCGGAGAUGGCACACACUCCUCUGUACUCGAAGCGUCGAAGAAAGAGGAGGAAAGGUCCACACGCUUCGAGGACAGCCCCGGGACCGGCCGUGCAAGAGGCGGAGCCAGUCAUGAAAGUUGAGGAGAAAUCAGUAGUAGUAGUGGAGUCCCCUGCCAAAGCUAAAACAAUCCAAAAGUACCUUGAAGGAAAAUACGUUGUGCUUCCAAGUUUUGGGCACGUAAGGGAUUUAGCGGCCAAAGCUGGAUCAGUGCGACCUGAUGAAGACUUCAAAAUGGUCUGGGAAGUGCCUUCUUCUGCCCGUCAACAUCUCAACGCCAUCAAGGCUGCUGUCAAAGGGGCGAAUAGUUUAGUCCUUGCUUCUGAUCCUGACAGAGAAGGGGAGGCUAUUGCAUGGCAUGUUCUAGAGAUGCUGAAGAUGGAGGGGUCUGUAAAAAGUGACUUGAAAGUAAGACGAGUUGUGUUCAAUGAAAUUACUAAGGCGGCUGUUUUACGAGCCAUGGAGUCUCCCCGAGAUAUUAGCACGACCCUCGUAGAUGCAUAUCUGGCUCGGAGAGCGUUGGACUACCUCAUUGGUUUUGAUCUAUCGCCAGUUCUUUGGCGUAAGCUCCCUGGAAGCAAGUCGGCAGGGCGCGUCCAGUCAGCUGCACUUCGUCUGGUGAGCGAACGGGAAAUGGAGAUGGAGGCUUUCGUAGCUCGAGAAUAUUGGUCGAUUGACGUCGAUGUUACCGUCGCUGAUAGUGCUAGUGCCGUCAACAAGAAGGGUGCCAAGUUCCUCGCAAAAACAACGCAUGUGGAUGGUGAAAAGCUAUCACAAUUUUCUCUGGUCUCCGAGGAAAUGGCACGCAAUGUAGCUGCAAGAGUACAAUCUGCCAGGUUUGCUGUCUCCAGCGUCAAGAAAAGCAUGGUGAGGCGAAACCCCCCUGCUCCAUAUAUAACAUCCACGCUGCAGCAAGAUGCAUCAAACAAGCUGGGAUUUGGAGCAACUCGUACUAUGGCGUUAUCACAACAGCUUUACGAGGGAGUCAAACUUGAUAAUGACGAACUUACAGGCUUGAUCACAUACAUGCGGACAGAUGGUGUUCAGAUGUCUAGUGAAGCUGUGCAAAACAUCCGCUCGCUUGUCGCGAAAAGGUAUGGUGAUGAUUUUGUACCGCCGCAGCCACGACAGUUCAGCUCUAGAGUAAAGAAUGCUCAAGAAGCCCAUGAGGCCAUCCGCCCAACGGACAUUUAUCGCCUACCUUCAAUGUUGGUGCAUGCUCUCGAGGAAGAUGCACUGCGCCUCUACUCAUUGAUUUGGCGACGUACAGUCGCCUGCCAGAUGGAACAAGCUAUUUUUGCUCAGGUUGUUGUCGAUAUAAAGAGUGAUACAGAAGACUUGCAGAUGAGGGCAAGCGGGUCUUCUUUGUCGUAUCCUGGUUAUCUUGCCGCUGUUAAGGAUGAAGCAGCUUUGACUUCAGUUAAGGAAGAAAGCGGAGAAGAAGAUGAAGACCUUGAAGUUGAUGAGGGAAAACUUUGGAGUUUAGAGGCAGGGGAUCUAUUGAAUCUUAUAAAAGUCCAGCCAAAUCAGCACUUCACAGAGCCGCCUCCUCGAUUUAGUGAGGGAUCUUUGGUUAAACGAUUAGAAGAGCUGGGGAUUGGCCGACCGUCAACUUAUGCUUCGACGUUAAGAACCUUGGUGUUAAGGAAUUACGUGAAGAUCGAAAAACGCCGCAUCUUUCCGGAGCCUCGUGGACGCAUGGUUUCUUCUUUCCUUUCACACUACUUCCCUAAAUUUGCUGAUUACGAGUUCACUGCAAGGUUGGAAGAACAGCUUGAUGAAAUAUCUGCAGGCCGUGCAGAGUGGAAAGCAAUUUUAUCUGAUUUCUGGCCUGAAUUUCAUGAAGGAGUCAUCGCAGUUUUGAAGAUUCCGAUUGAGGAGGUCGUGGAUCUGCUUGAAGAGGUGUUUUUGAAACAGUUCUUCUCAGGCUCACAAGACAGAGUUUGUCCAAGCUGUGGCGAAGGAAAGAUGGGUUUGAAGCUCAGUCGCUUCGGAGCCGGUUACUUCCUCGGUUGUAAUCGGUAUCCAAAGUGCAUGUAUAGAACGAACUUGUUAUCUGCAGAUGGGGUGGACUCUAGUGAUGAUGAAGAGAAUUCUUUGAUGGAGGUACCAACACCAAGUAGGAUACUUGGUGUUGACCCAGCGUCUGGUCUUGAGGUUGCCUUGAAAACUGGACCAUUUGGCAGGUAUCUUCAAGUGGGUAGCGGAUCAAAGAAGCAAAAACCGAAACGUACAGCUGUGCCAAAGAAUAUGAAUGUAGAUGAGAUAACUUUGGCCAGCGCCAUGGAGCUUCUCAAAUAUCCAAUCGAGCUGGGCACGCAUCCAACUUUGGAUACUCCAAUUCUGAUGUGUUUUGGGCACUACGGCCAUUUUAUACGCUGCCGUGGUUCUUUUGUCUCCGUUCCGAAAGAAAUGGCCCCAGAAAAACUGACUUUGGAGGAAGCUGUAGAAUUACUCAAUAGUAAACACGCUUCCAAACUUGGGCGCAAACGUAACGUGCAAGAUGGGAAAGCUGCAAAAGCUGAGGCUUCUUCAGACAAGAAGACUACUGCACUUAAGAAGGUAACGAGUCCGAAAACAAAAGCAACCAAGAUCAAGGCAUCAACAACUGGCUCCACCAAGACGUCGAGUUCAGCUUCAGGGGAUACUAAAGAACCAGAGAAGAAGAAAAUUGGUGAAGUACGGAAGAAGGUACCGAAGGGUGUGUCGAAAAAGAAGGCUGAUGAGAAGACUGUAGCAGAAACAGUUGAACAAGGAAAGGAAAAUGGGACUGGGUCAAAUGUAGAAGUAAAAAGACCGCGAGGCAGGCCUCGGAAGGUGCGGCCGGAAACACCAGCUUCUUUAGAAGAAUUAGUAGAGGCCACAGCCCAACUCCAAGCAAGUUACGUCGAUCGACUAGAUUAACCUCUUCUUAGGUCCUCCAACCUACGCCGCGUUACCGACAUCGAUAUCGUCUCUGUCCCACCCAUGUCAGUAGUAAAGGCAACACGAACACAUUUCUGUAUAUGGACGACUGGUGCUUUCAAGUAAGUAAAACUGUAUGUAGUAUACUGAAAUUAGUCAGGGACCCAUUUGUUCCCUUGUCUGGUCCAUAGCCUAGAAUAGUCAAAGCACGAAAUUUGUGUGUACUCUUGGACUCUUCUCGAAGAGGAAUUUCAAGUCAUGUUGAAGUUUCGGUUCACCGUGAAAGCCAGAAGGUGGUCGGAUAUUUUAUCUUAGGAGUGAUCUAACUUUCUCUGUCCUUUCACAAACUUAUUCUUAUGCCGAAUGUGUCCUUCACCGAUACCAUGCCAUGUACGACUGUUCCAUUUUGA
Molecule: messenger RNA, 4572 nt
Organism: Marchantia polymorpha subsp. ruderalis
Lineage: Eukaryota; Viridiplantae; Streptophyta; Marchantiopsida; Marchantiales; Marchantiaceae
Source: the annotation of a GenBank genome assembly